Pangasianodon hypophthalmus (striped catfish) is the source of this 1541-nucleotide messenger RNA. RefSeq names its product polymeric immunoglobulin receptor. NCBI's taxonomy places the organism in Eukaryota, Metazoa, Chordata, Actinopteri, Siluriformes, Pangasiidae. The coding region runs from base 108 to 1019 and encodes 303 amino acids. The transcript has 7 exons. The record is from RefSeq and is a predicted model, not a curated record.
CAAAGUAGAUGCGAGGAUCAGCAGAACUUUUCGCAGUUGGAUAGACAGAGCAUAUUUCAAAAGAAGUAAAGGAGUAGAAGUAAAGUGGAGCUGAAUUUCAUUCCAGGAUGAAGAUUCUCAUCAUCGUCAUCCUCUACAUUAUCUCAGGUCCAGUAGACUGCUCUGAUGUGAUUGGUUACUCAGGAGGAAGUGUCAUUAUAAUCUCUAAUAUAAAGUGGUACGACCACAAUAGUAAAUAUAUUUGUAAGGUGACAGGAAAAGACUGCACUGAUAUAAUACGUGCUGACACCAAACGCCACCAAGUUCACGAUGGAAGAUUUAUGUUGUAUGCAAACACAAAAAACUUCUUCUUAAUAUUGAUCAGAAAGCUGAAGCCACAGGAUGCUGGAACAUACAGAUUUGGUUUGGGGAAUCAGAGCAACUCCACUGUGAACCUAAAAGUUCAUAAUAAUGCAUCUUGUGGGGUGCCAAAAAUAAUGAACGCUUAUCUUGGGCAAAAUAUCACCAUCACCUGUAAAUAUCCAGGGGAGUAUGAGAGAAACAGCAAAUAUGUCGACUCAGUGGAUGACGACAGUAAAAUCAAAGUCAUUCUUAAUUCUAACACAAAAUUCCAGAACGGCAGAUUCUCCAUUUCUGAUGACAGAAGUGCUAAAGUUCUCAGUGUGAACAUCAGCGACGUGAGAGAAGCUGAUGAAGUAUUUUAUUUAUUUGGCGUGUGGAACGGAGCAGGGUCAGUCAGAUAUUACUCCUACUUUACAGAGAUGUAUCUACAUAUUACAGGAUUGAGCACAACCAUUCAACCAGUAAGAGCCACCUUUAUGAUGACAUCAGCAGCACUGAAAGAAAUCCCUUCUGCAGUGUAUUUCAGUUCCUCUGUCACCAUCAUCAGUAUCAUCAGUGUGUGUGUCUGUGUGGCUCUGCUGCUGAUUGGAGGAUUUGCACUGAUCUGCAAACUGAGACACAAGAGAACACAAGGUAGUGCAAGUUUCAGCACUGUUAUCCAUGAGGAAAGACUAUAAACAAGUCUUGCUAGCUCCCGAUGAUGUUGAUGAUGAAGACGUUCACUCGCCUCUGGUUCUAUCGCUUCUUGUUUGUGCUGUGGAAUUCUGUAGUGUGCCUGUGUUCACUUUCUUUAUAGGACUGUGAUUUGCACAACCAUGUUGAUCACAAAUCAGUGCUAGAUUGAUCACAGAUGUAGCUUCUGGAAGACCGUCUUUGUUUUGCUGAAUUUCUGUUAUGAAAUGUAAAGUGGCCUUAUGUAAAAGAAAUUCUAUAUAAAAAUGAAACAUUAUGAAUACACUAUUAUUAUUAUUAUUAUUAUUAUUAUUAUUAUUAUUAUUAUUAGUAAACUGCACUCUUCACUCUUAGUGCUUAUUUAAUUGGUUCUUAACAAUUUAUAGUUUAUGUCAUGAUGCUACUUAUUAUUAUGGUCUAUUAGUAGAAGGUACUUUAUUCAAUUUUAAAUGCUUCUAAAUAAUGUAUAUUUGCUCUAUGCAAAUUUUGCUUUUCUCUGUCAAUAAAGUCCCAAACUGUGCUUCAAA